AUUGCUUCUCAAUUCCCCUAUUUUCUUCCCAAUCUUUCCUCCAAUGGGAAACAGCCACGCCACCAAACGGAGCACCACCGCCGUCGAAGAACAACCCGCCGCCAUCAAUCUCGCCGCCAAGGACCUCACCACCUACGAAGCCGCCUGUGUGGCCGACGCCGAUGUCCGAUCCUUCGAUAAAGCCCUCCAAGCCCGAGCCAACCAAGUCCUGACCACAUUAGCCGACGACGGCGGCGGCGGCGGUGUCCAAGUCCGAGCCCUGUCUUUCGAUUCCCUGAAACAAGUCACGGAAUGCCUCCUCGAAAUGAACCAGGAGGUGGUUCGAGUCAUUCUGCAAUGCAAAAAGGAUAUUUGGAAGAGCCAGGAGGUGUUCGAGCUGGUUGAAGAUUACUUUGAAAAUAGCCUCCAGACGCUUGAUUUCUGUACUGCUCUGGAAAAUUGCUUGAAACGAGCUCGGGACAGCCAGUUGCUGAUUUUAAUGGCGCUCCGGCAGUUCGAGGAGGAGGAAACUCAUGUGGGUCGGAAUCGUUUUGUCAAAACUUUGCAGGAAUUGAGGAAUUUUAAGGCCUCUGCUGAUCCAUUCACUCAGGAGUUCUUCAACAUCUUUCACUCUGUUUAUAAACAGCAAAUGGUAAUGCUCGAGAAGCUUCAACAGAAGAAAAACAAGCUCGACAAGAAGCUGAAGUCCAUCAACACAUGGAGGAAGCUCUCGAGCAUGAUAUUUGCGGCCACAUUCGCCGCCGUGUUAAUCUGCUCGGUAGUAGCAACGGUGAUCGCAGCACCGCCAGUCACGGCAGCGCUAUCAGCAGCUUCCUCCAUUCCACUAGGCUCCAUGGGAAAGUGGAUUGAUUCCUUAUGGAGGAGCUAUGAGAAUGCAUUGAAAGGGCAAAAGGAAGUGAUAAGCUCAAUGCAGGUCGGGACGUAUAUCGCGAUCAAAGACAUGGACAACAUUCGGGUUCUGGUCGGGAAGGUCGAGACGGAGAUGGAGGGAAUGUUGGAGAAGGCGGAGUUCGCCAUCGAAGAGGAAGCUGUGAAGGUUGGAGUGGAGGAGAUGAAGAAGAAACUAGAUGUGUUCAUGAAGAGCGUUGAGGAUUUGGGAGUUCAAGCUGAUUUGUGUAGCAAAGACAUUACAAGAGCAAGGACAGUGGUUUUGCAGAGGAUAAUAAAACAUCCUAAUUAACAUCUUAAUUUCGAUUAGUACUAUGUAAUUAAUUACAUUCUUUCAUUUAUUUUUUUAUUUUAUAGAUAU
Molecule: messenger RNA, 1249 nt
Organism: Cucurbita pepo subsp. pepo (vegetable marrow)
Lineage: Eukaryota; Viridiplantae; Streptophyta; Magnoliopsida; Cucurbitales; Cucurbitaceae
Product: UPF0496 protein At4g34320
Source: RefSeq, a predicted model, not a curated record